AACCUACCCGCUGCGCAUGGUGAGCAAGGACUGGGACGUGGUCAUCGUCGCGUUUGGCACCAACCAAGGCAACGGCAACGUCGGGUUCGAGCUCGAUAAAGACGCGGGCUCGGAAGCGGCGUUCAUCGAGGACAUUGCAGCGCUCCAAGCGCGAGGCAAGAAGGUCGUGCUAUCGCUGGGCGGCCAAGACGGCUCGGUCUCGCUCGCCAACGACAUGGAGCGCCACAACUUUGUCAACUCGGUGCAUGGGCUCUUGCGCAAGUAUGGCUUUGAUGGCAUCGAUCUGGACCUCGAGUCUGGUAUCUCGCAAGGUCUUCCCAUCAUCGACAACCUCAUCGUCGGCGUCAAGGAGCUCCGCCGUCGCGUCGGCGACUCGUUCUACCUCUCGAUGGCGCCCGAGCACCCGUACGUCCAGGGCGGCUACGGCGCGUACGGCAGUAUCUGGGGCGCGUACCUCCCGAUCAUUGACGGUCUCCGCAACGAGCUCAGCAUCAUUCACGUCCAGUACUACAACAACGGCGGGUUCGUCUACACGGAUGGCCGCAUGAUCAACGAAGGCACGGUCGACUGCCUUGUCGGCGGCUCGCUCAUGCUCAUGGACGGCUUCCGCGUCAACUAUGGUCAAGGCUGGAAGUUCAACGGCCUCCGCCCCGACCAAGUCGCGUUUGGCGUCCCGUCGGGCCCACAGGCGGCCGGGCGAGGCUUUGUGACGCCGACGACGGUGGCGCGAGCCUUGACGUGUCUCGCGCACGGCGUCGGCUGCGACACGAUCAAGCCCAAGAACACGUACCCGACGUUCCGGGGCGUCAUGACGUGGAGCAUCAACUGGGACCGGUUUGACCGGUUUGCAUUCUCGCAGCCGGUGCGCCACGCGCUCGAUAGCCUCGGGCACAACGACUUCGUCGCGCCAGUCUACACGGCGACGACGACGCAAGAGGAAGCGGCAGCCCCCGAGACGACGCCUGAGCCGACGCAGAAACCAAAGCGCAAGCCAGGUUGCGGCGACAGCACGGGCUGCUACUAUGCGCCGACGUCUCUGUCCCUCGUGGGCUGGUCGGCGCAAGACUGCGGCAAAAUGCCGUUCUUUCUCUGGUGUGGACCGUAA
Saprolegnia parasitica CBS 223.65 is the source of this 1105-nucleotide messenger RNA. RefSeq lists its product as hypothetical. Lineage: Eukaryota; Oomycota; Saprolegniomycetes; Saprolegniales; Saprolegniaceae. Bases 17 to 1105 code for a protein of 362 amino acids. The transcript has a single exon. Gene Ontology annotation, biological process: carbohydrate metabolic process. Gene Ontology annotation, molecular function: hydrolase activity, hydrolyzing O-glycosyl compounds; chitin binding. The record is from RefSeq and is a predicted model, not a curated record.